AUGCAACAAAGGGCCUUAAGUGGGAGUCCAACCCGAGGCGGCUGCGGCAAGGACACUGCCUUCAUUCUUGGGGCGCCUGCUUCAUCCACUCAGCCGCCAAUGCCCCAUGAGAACCAGGCAGCCGCCAUGUCCAGUGUGAAGUCUGUCUUUAGCCGGAAGGCGGUGGUGCGCAUGCAGCUGCUGAAGGAGGUGGUGGGAAGCGACUCGUACCGUAUCAACAACAAGUACGACCACAACCACACCCCCCUGCCCACCUCUGAGAUCAUUCAGCGAGCACAAGUCCUCAUCGGCCAGGAGGUGUCUUACGACCUGCUGGGGAGCAACUGCGAGCACUUUGUUACCCUUCUGCGCUACGGGGAGGGGGUUUCCGAGCAG
Plectropomus leopardus (leopard coralgrouper) is the source of this 375-nucleotide messenger RNA. NCBI's taxonomy places the organism in Eukaryota, Metazoa, Chordata, Actinopteri, Perciformes, Serranidae. The record is from RefSeq and is a predicted model, not a curated record.